Diceros bicornis minor is the source of this 2330-nucleotide messenger RNA. It is a transcript of the gene RCC1L, whose product is annotated as RCC1 like. Bases 38 to 1405 code for a protein of 455 amino acids. Lineage: Eukaryota; Metazoa; Chordata; Mammalia; Perissodactyla; Rhinocerotidae. The record is from RefSeq and is a predicted model, not a curated record. The transcript is spliced from 10 exons.
GGCGGCGCCCAAGAGCGGCUGAGGCGUGCAGCGGAGAAUGGCGCUGGCGGCCCUGGCGGCGGGGGCUUGGCUGGGGCGCCGGCUGACUUGCCUGGGGCCGGGUCGAGGGCACUGGACGGCGGCAGGGCGCUCACGGAGCCGGCGGGAGGCGGCAGAGGCCGAGGCGGCCGCGCCCGUGGUCCAGUACGUGGGCGAGCGCGGGGCCCGCGCCGACCGCGUCUUCGUGUGGGGCUUCAGCUUCUCAGGGGCGCUCGGCGUGCCCACCUUCGUGCUGCCCAGCUCCGGGCCCGAGCCCCGCGCCGGCUCACGGCCGCGUCGCAGGAUCCAGUCUGUGCCCUACCGCCUGGAGCUGGACCAGAAGAUUUCAUCUGCUGCCUGUGGCUAUGGAUUCACACUGCUGUCCUCUAAAACCAAGGACGUGACAAAAGUUUGGGGAAUGGGACUCAACAAAGAUUCUCAGCUUGGAUUUCACAGGAGCCGGAAAGAUCAAACGAGAGGAUAUGAGUAUGUUUUGGAGCCCUCACCCAUCCCACUGCCUCUGGACAGACCUCAGGAGACACAGGUGCUGCAGGUCUCUUGUGGGAGAGCUCACUCUCUCAUCCUGACAGACGGUGAAGGAGUCUUCAGCCUGGGAAACAACUCUUAUGGGCAGUGUGGAAGGAAGGUGGUUGAAAAUGAAAUUUACAGUGAAAGUCACAAAGUCCAUAGAAUGCAGGACUUCGAUGGACAGGUGGUCCAGGUCGCCUGUGGUCAGGACCAUAGUCUCUUCCUAACGGAUAAAGGAAAAGUCUAUUCUUGUGGAUGGGGCGCGGAUGGACAAACAGGUCUGGGUCACUACAGUAUCACCAGUGUGCCCACCAUGCUGGGUGGAGACCUUGCCGGGGUGAACGUUGUCCAGGUCACCACCUACGGUGACUGUUGCCUGGCUGUGUCUGCCGACGGAGGCCUCUUUGGUUGGGGAAACUCUGAGUACCUGCAGCUGGCCUCUGUCACUGACUCCACACAGGUGAACGUCCCCCGGUGCUUACCCUUCUCAGGAGUGGGGAAGGUGAAGCAAGCUGCGUGUGGUGGCACAGGCUGUGCUGUAUUAAAUGGAGACGGACAUGUCUUUGUCUGGGGCUAUGGGAUUCUUGGGAAAGGACCAAACCUAGUGGAAACUGCUCUUCCAGAAAUGAUUCCACCCACUCUCUUCGGCUUGACGGAGUUCAACCCAGAAGUCCAGGUUUCCCGCAUUCGCUGUGGACUCAGCCACUUUGCUGCCCUUACCAGUGACGAUGCCUGGGGAGCCCGUGGAUGUGGCAUGUGGUGUGGAUCACAUGGUGACUCUGGCCAAGUCAUUCAUCUGAAUCUCCUACCUGACCCACUCGAGCCCGGCCCUGGCCUCAGAACCACUUGGACUGCGUAGCAGAGGCAGCCAGCCAGGGCUCUUGAUGGGGGUCAGAGAGGAUCAGGCCCUUCGUAAAGUGUGACGCUGUCUCCUAAAGCCCUCAGCAGGUAUAUGUUAGAAGUCCUGGGACGUGGUCCCUUCUCCAGCUAAGGAUGAGACCUGUGAAUUCAGAACCAGACGGCUGCCUUUAGCAGGUUGAACUCCAGCGAGAUGAGUCCCAGGGCUCUGAGACCCUGGCAGGAUGAGGCUAAUUCACACGUCUGAGCUCUUCCCAGGGAACCUGUGGCAGCUUCUGGUGUCACAUCUCGCCCCAGAAACUGGUCUUAGGAAAGCUUAGCUCUCACAACAUGCCAUUUUAUUUGAUCUUCAAAGGUGACUGGACGGAAUUUAGUGCUCAGGAGGGCUUCUUGUGGCCCCCUCUGACCGCAGCAGAGCUCUCGGUUGGCGUCUAGGCAGGCUGUGUGUGGGCAUCAGGGCAAGCCCCAGCCUAACUGAGGGAGCCAGGCUGGCUUCGGUCUGGGGUUUUCAUUCAGAUCCCCCUGCCCUCUCAGCCAUUUCCUGCCAGCUGCCCAUGGCCAGGUCACUGCUGGGACACGCAGAAAUCCUGGACUGGGGUUCUCCCUGGAAAUGCCAGUGGGCGCCAGCCCAGUACCUCCUGGGCCCAUGGCUGUCACCAGCCUUGUAACCAUUCUCACUGCCUGGCUUGGAAAAGUUGAGAAGCCCCCACAGGAAGAAGAUUGAGGCCAAAUUCUUGUGGGCUGAGGACUCGGAACACAUCCUGCAGAGGCUUGACUGGAGAGCCAGCCUUGAAGAAGAAGGAUUCAGAAUUUGUGAAAAACAUUUGAGUUAGUAAUGUUAACUUGUCUUUUUCUUUAAACAUAUCUUUUAAAAAUCUCUUUUGGAAUAAAGUCUAUUUUCUGCCUUUUUAUUUUUAAGAGCUAAA